CCCGAAUCACCCUGGCUAUUCCAUCACAGCCAAUUCCUUUCCAAGCUGCUUUCGAGGCUAUCAGCACCCCGCGGGAACCCUCCAAAAUUUUCUUCAGACUUCAAUCAUUCAGGAUGGCCGGCGCUGGGGGCACAAAACGCACGGCGUCCCCCACUCGAGCUAUAUCGCCGCCCCCACUUAAGAGAAAGAUCGAGUCUACUGUCACUAAAAAGGCCGUAUCCUCCUUCUUUACUCCGGUAUCCCAAAAGAAGCCCGAACAGAUCACCUGGCGGGUUAUCAACAACAGUGCUGUCAUUGGCAAAUAUAUCUCGGAACCGGGCCAUAAACAAAGAACAGAGAAGCCCAGGAUUGCUGCAUUUGACCUGGAUUCGACGCUCGUCUCGACAGCCUCAGGAAAUACAUUCCCUAGGAACUCAUCGGACUGGAAGUGGUGGCAUGCUACGGUACCAUCGAAGCUCAAAGAGUUGAAUGAGAAUGGGUACUACGUGGUGGUCGUGACGAAUCAGAAGAAGAUCAGUCUCAAAAAGGAUCUCAAAGGGGGCCAAAGUGACUCCAAAAGUCUCACCAAUUUCAAGGAGAGAGUGAUGGCCGUCAUGAUGCAACUUGACAUCCCGCUGAGUGUCUACGCGGCUACAGAAGAUGAUGGAUACAGGAAACCGAGGACAGGCCUUUGGAAUGAGAUGCUGGAUGACUACGACUUUGAUGUGGCAGGAGUCAAUCUACCCGGGUCCAUUUUUGUUGGGGACGCUGCUGGACGGCCGAACGACCAUUCCCAUGUAGACCGUGGAUUUUCUAUUAACAUAAAAGUACCAUUCAAGACACCCGAAGAAUUUUUCCUCAACGCUGAACCAGAGCCAACCGUGGAACCGUUCGACCCGAGUAUGUACCUGCAAGCAGAGUCCAGCGACGAUGUGACUCCGCCUUUCUCUCGCCAGAGCCCUCUUGAGCUGGUGGUGUUCAGCGGCAGCCCUGGAGCCGGCAAGUCAUCGUUUUACUGGGACUACCUGGAACCACUUAAAUACGAGCGAGUCAACCAAGACCUUCUCAAGACGCGUCCUAAAUGCAUCAAAGUGGCCAAGGAACACCUUGCAGCUGGAAGAUCCGUGGUUGUCGACAAUACAAACGCGGACCCCGAAACCAGAGCCCACUGGGUCGAAGUCGCAAAGGAGUUUCACGUCCCGAUCCGCUGUAUCUACUUUACUGCUUCCCCGGCCCUAUGCCGGCAUAAUAAUGCGGUCCGUGCCGCAAACCAAACCCUGAACCCUGAGUCCCGAACGCUCCUUCCUGGAAUCGCCUUUGGGGAUUUCCUGCGUCGAUUCAAGGAGCCCUCAAUAGACGAAGGCUUCAAGGAUAUUAUCCGGGUAGAAUUCCAGUUCCGCGGGGACCAAGAAGCCAAGCGGCUGUGGGGACAGUACUGGGUGUGAGAUUGGGGAGGAAGGUGCGAAGGGGGGGCAAGGUUCGCACGAGUCAUGAUAGGGACUACUUGCUUGCUGCCUAAGUAGUCAACUAUGGGUUCAGAUGCAGAGGCGGGCCGGCUGGCUGGCUGACGCAGAGAUGGAUCUGCUACAGUUGGGGAUGCGCGGUCCGGAUUACUCAAUUCGUUGAAUAGAUGAUACCAAAGAUGGAACUUUCCCACGCAUGCAUCAGGCAACUUGUCUGACCUGACCCUUGGGAUGGGUAACUGGAGUUGAGCACAAAAGUACACUGCAUAUGCAUGUGGGCAGCAAGGGUGGUAACCAUAAUUAUUCUUGGAGUUGCUGGAUGAGGUAGUUAGGUACGUAGGUGGGUCUAAUCUCUAUCUAUAUACACAUGU
This is a messenger RNA of Aspergillus sclerotioniger CBS 115572, 1813 nucleotides long. RefSeq names its product putative DNA 3'-phosphatase Tpp1. Gene Ontology annotation, biological process: DNA repair. Gene Ontology annotation, molecular function: double-stranded DNA binding; polynucleotide 3'-phosphatase activity; ATP-dependent polydeoxyribonucleotide 5'-hydroxyl-kinase activity. NCBI's taxonomy places the organism in Eukaryota, Fungi, Ascomycota, Eurotiomycetes, Eurotiales, Aspergillaceae. The record is from RefSeq and is a predicted model, not a curated record. The transcript has 9 exons. The coding region runs from base 114 to 1424 and encodes 436 amino acids.